Molecule: messenger RNA, 546 nt
Organism: Lentinula edodes (shiitake mushroom)
Lineage: Eukaryota; Fungi; Basidiomycota; Agaricomycetes; Agaricales; Omphalotaceae
Product: anaphase-promoting complex, subunit 10/DOC domain-containing protein
Exons: 6
Coding region: 1-546 (181 amino acids)
Biological process (GO): protein K11-linked ubiquitination; anaphase-promoting complex-dependent catabolic process
Cellular component (GO): anaphase-promoting complex
Source: RefSeq, a predicted model, not a curated record
AUGUCGACGUCUCAUCCUGCUCCGGUAGCGACGCCGAGACCACCAACUUUGCCUUGGCCUGACAUUUCUGCACAAGCGAAAUGGUCUGUGUCUUCCUACAAGUUUGGUUUCGGAGCAGAAUGUCUGCAAGAUGGGGAUCCCGAGACCUUUUGGCAUUCUGACGGUCCACAACCGCACUUCAUAACAAUUGAAUUUCCUCGAAAAAAACUCAGUAUUUUCCUUUGUCAUCCUCUUGACGACUCCUAUACACCCUCAACGCUGGCUAUUCGCGCUGGAACAGGUCCAAAUGAUCUCCAAGACGUUCGCAUCAUCACACUCGAGAAACCGGAUGGCUGGCUUACCUUCGAUAUAUCGUCUGAACCCAACGAGGGUGGAGAAGGCUUAAAACCUGUCUACGCUUAUCUUCUUCAAAUCAUCAUUCUUGCUAACCAUAUGAGUGGGAAGGACACUCAUGUGCGUGGUUUGCGCGUUCUGGGCCCUGUAGAUGAAGAGGACCCAUUUCCUUGGACAUCUACCGAGUUUAGGAUGCACGAAACCAUUCGAUGA